Sorex fumeus (smoky shrew) is the source of this 1329-nucleotide messenger RNA. Its product is annotated as zinc finger protein 420-like. Gene Ontology annotation, molecular function: DNA-binding transcription factor activity; RNA polymerase II cis-regulatory region sequence-specific DNA binding. The transcript is spliced from 2 exons. Lineage: Eukaryota; Metazoa; Chordata; Mammalia; Eulipotyphla; Soricidae. Gene Ontology annotation, biological process: regulation of transcription by RNA polymerase II. The annotation marks the transcript as partial. The record is from RefSeq and is a predicted model, not a curated record.
UCAGGAGCGAAACCUUUUGCAUGUGAAGAAUGUGGGAAGGCCUUCGAUCAAUCAUCACAUCUUAUUAUGCAUAGGAGAAUUCACACUGGAGAGAAACCGUAUAUAUGUAAGGAAUGUGGAAAGGCCUUUGCUAGAGCUUCAAGACUUACUGUACAUAGGGGAAUUCACACUGGAGAGAAACCGUAUAUAUGUAAGGAAUGUGGGAAGACGUGUGCUGCAGCCUCAAGUCUUAGUGUACAUAGGAGAAUUCACACUGGAAAGAAACCGUAUAUAUGUACGGAAUGUGGAAAGGCCUUUACUCAAUCCUCAGACCUCAAUAUACAUAGGAGAAUUCACACUGGAGAGAAACCGUAUAUAUGUAAGGAAUGUGGAAAGGCCUUUACUCAAUCUUCAGACCUCAAUAUACAUAGGAGAAUUCACACUGGAGAGAAACCGUAUAUAUGUAAGGAAUGUGGAAAGGCCUUUGCUAGAGCUUUAAGACUGACUGUACAUAGGAGAAUUCACACUGGAGAGAAACCGUAUAUAUGUAAGGAAUGUGGGAAGUCCUUUGCUGAACCCUCAAACUUUAGUGUACAUAGGAGAAUUCACACUGGAGAGAAGCCGUAUAUAUGUAAGGAAUGUGGGAAGGCCUUUGCUGAAUCCUCAAGACUUCGUGUACAUAGGAGAAUUCACACUGGAGAGAAACCGUAUAUAUGUAAGGAAUGUGGAAAGGCCUUUGCUAGAACUUCAAGACUUACUGUACAUAGGAGAAUUCACACUGGAGAGAAACCGUAUAUAUGUAAGGAAUGUGGGAAGUCCUUUGCUGAAUCCUCAAACUUUAGUGUACAUAGGAGAAUUCACACUGGAGAGAAACCGUAUAUUUGUAAGGAAUGUGGGAAGGCCUUUGCUGAAUCCUCAAGACUUCGUGUACAUAGGAGAAUUCACACUGGAGAGAAACCGUAUAUAUGUAAGGAAUGUGGAAAGGCCUUUGCUGUAGCCUCAGCACUUAGUGUACAUAGAAGAAUUCACACUGGAGAUAAACCGUAUAUAUGUAAGGAAUGUGGAAAGGCCUUUACUCAGUCCUCAGGCCUCAGCCUCAGUAUCCAUAGAAGUAUUCACACUAGACAGAAACCAUAUAUAUGUAAGAAAUGUGGAAAGGCCUUUACUCGAUCCUCAGGCCUCAGUAUACAUAGGAGAAUUCACACUGGAGAGAACCUUAAUGUAUCUAAGGAAUGUGGGAAGGCCUUUGCUACAUCCUCAAAACUUACUGUACAUAGGAGAAUUCACACUGGAGAGAAACCAUAUAUAUGUAAGGAAUGCGGAACGGCCUUUACUUCAUCCUCACAAUUG